GGUUGUGUCUGACACCUACGUUCUACUCUGGAUUAAAGGAUGACAAUGUACAUGUAUGUCUGACAAAUAAGUUCUACUGUGAAGUAAAAUGUCAUGCCUGACAGCUGGGUUCUACUCUAAGGUAACAGGUAUGCCUGACAACUAGACUACAUUCUGAAGAACAGGCUAUGCCUGACAACUACAUUGUAGGUUCUAUUUUGAGGUAAAAGAUUAUGCCUCACAACAAGGACAACAAGAUUCUACUCUCAUGCCUCUGAAGAAAAGGGUUUUGUCUCACAACUAGGUUCUACUCUGAUUAGUAAUGUGGUCUAGCGAACCAUGAGGAGAACGUCACACCUCUUGAUACUUAUACAUGCACUAGUGCUGGAUGCCAAAAGUCACAGGGCCAACAUUCUGAAUGUGUCGAGGGAACCACCUUCUCCAAUUUCAUUCUGGCCAAUCAGCAACAAUCUACACGAUACGACUACCCAGUCUAAUAGGAGAUAUGCUGUAUUAAAUGGACCAUCUAUUCAUGUCCCAGGUGUUUACAGUUCUCCUGAUUUUGGUUAUGUGGAAGUUGAUAGCGGGAACUCAAUUACAAUCCAAAACAUAGACGGUAACAUGGAUGGUGAUGACGCAAUGACCUGGGUAUUUUAUGUUCGUAUGACGUCACCUCAGACAGCGACCCUUUUACAAUACACAGGUUCUUCAGCUUUACCUGGUUUUACCUUCGGUAUUAAUGGAAACACAUUAUAUGUCUCAUUUUUAGACACAGAUUAUGUGUCACAUUCCUUUAUUAGUGAUCUGACCGUACCGGUAGAUGGAAGUUGGGUAUUUAUCGGUUUUACGUUCAACAAACUAUGGACAAAUGAUGACCACAUUGAUCUUAUUUACUUUCAAAAUGGCGAACCGAAGACCUCUACCUUUGGUCUUGGAACUAAUUCAGUUUCUGUGGAUGCGCAUGGUGAUAUCAUUAUUGGAAACACGUUGGAUAAUAAACAGCCAUUCACAGGGGACAUAACGUGUAUACAAUUCUACGACACUUCUUUGAUGGGCGGAACAUUGACGGAUUCGAUUGAAUUGUGCGACCCAACUUUAAACACUCUACCAGGAGACUAUACACUGACCGGACAGACCACAAUACAAGGAGUGAUUAUCACAAAAGAUUCUUCCUUAUCUAAUGGCGGGUCAACAUGUGACUCGAUAUGUGAAAUUUUGAAUUGGAAUCCAUGGAGCGAUUGUACAGCUUCGUGUGCAGGAGGUUCUCGUACCCGACAUCGUACUUUUUGUUGCCCACCCGGAACUGAUGGUCCAACAUGUUUAGGGGUAAACUGUAAAGAUGUCAUAACUAUUAGCCAGAUUUACGAGCAGGUGGCAUGUAAUACAUUCUGUUAUAAUGGCGGAAGUUACAGUAAUACAUGCCAGUGUACUGCAGGAUGGACUGGACACUGCUGCGAUACUCUUGUAGUAUGUGGUAAUCCAGAUAUACCAAACAAUUCCCGCCUAGUAGUGCAGGAUUAUUAUUAUUCAAACCUGUCCGCCGUCGUUUGUGACGUAGGAUACGCAGUGUCCUCUGGUGAUGCAAUUAGACUAUGUAACAGCUCAGGGUUAUGGAACGGAACAAAGGCAGUAUGUUCAAUUGCUGACUGGAAAUAUGAUCCGAAUGGCGGUCACGGCAACUUUUCUCAUUUACUUGUAGACAAGUCAACCUUAUCCAAACAACGUAGAAUGUUAUUUAGUGUUUAUGAAAGACACACGAGUAAAAUGGCUUUAGGUCUAACCGGUAUAACUAUAAUGAGUAUAUUGUGUUUCUACCUUGUAUGUAUGGACUGUUUAUCCCUUUUAAGGAUAUAUAACCGAAAAGUAAAAAGUGGGAUAAAGGAAAACAUGUUACAACCUAAUGCAUAUCAUGAUGGUCUAUCGAAGAAUCUUAUUCAAGCAACGACUCAAGAGAAGCUAUUUCACAACAGACUCAAAUUUUAA
Mytilus trossulus (common blue mussel) is the source of this 1962-nucleotide messenger RNA. RefSeq lists its product as uncharacterized. Bases 319 to 1962 code for a protein of 547 amino acids. The transcript is spliced from 8 exons. The record is from RefSeq and is a predicted model, not a curated record. NCBI's taxonomy places the organism in Eukaryota, Metazoa, Mollusca, Bivalvia, Mytilida, Mytilidae.